Molecule: messenger RNA, 1560 nt
Organism: Chionomys nivalis (European snow vole)
Lineage: Eukaryota; Metazoa; Chordata; Mammalia; Rodentia; Cricetidae
Gene: Ly6e
Product: lymphocyte antigen 6 family member E
Exons: 5
Coding region: 578-970 (130 amino acids)
Molecular function (GO): acetylcholine receptor inhibitor activity
Source: RefSeq, a predicted model, not a curated record
AGCCUGCGCACAGGUCCUAGCAUCAAUAAUUGCCGCAAAGACCUAGCCCUUCCACCCUCCCCGGGUCUGUCCUGCAAGAGAAGGCAGACAGGCUGCACCGCAGGCCAGGUGGAAAGCGGCGGGCCACGCCAGCGCUCAGUCGCCACAUUUUGUAAGCAUUUAGGGAAGACUUCUGGGUGCCACCGGGGUCUGGGGACCGGAGCCGUGGGCGCAUGGGUCGGGACUCGGAUCCGAACCUCAGAGGAGAGGCUGUGCUGUUAGACCAGGGACGCAGCCGCAGGACCCUGAGUCGAGUGGCCGGGAUUGUCCUCCCCAACCAGUAGAGACCCGCCCACAGCCCGUGGAGCGCCCCGCCCGCCGCCCGCCCCCGCCAUCCGAGCCCGGUUCCGCCGCCUGGGAAUCUCCAGACUGUGGCGAUCUCCAGGACCUGAGGUUUCCGGAGCUCUUCGGGGUCGCUUCGCCCGGAGACUCCUGCCCAGGUGCCCAGAAAAGCCCCGUGGCCCACCUGCCUGCCUAGUGUGCUGAGGGAUACAGCAGGCCUCUUUGGAGCCCUCAGCAGGUGUCUGCCGCUUCCAGCAUGAGGGUCUUUUUGCCUGUACUGCUGGCAGCCCUUUUGGGUGUGGAGCAAGCCCAUUCCCUAAUAUGCUUCUCCUGCACCGAUCAGAAGAGCAACUUGAAAUGCCUGUGGCCAACUGUAUGCCCGAGCUCUGACAAUUACUGUGUCACAGUAUCUGCUGCCGCCGGCUUUGGGAAUGUCAACCUUGGCUACACCCUGAAUAAGGGCUGUUCUGAAAUCUGCCCUCGUGAGAACAUCAACGUCAAUUUAGGAGUAGCAUCCGUGAACAGCUACUGCUGCCAAAGCUCCUUCUGUAACAUCAGCACAGCUGGCCUUGGUCUUCGCGCCAGUAUCCCCAUGCUGGGCCUUGGACUCCUGCUCAGCUUGCUGGCUCUGCUGCAACUGGAGCCCUGACCACCCCCGUGUGCUCCCCAUAUUCCCCCCAGCUCAGGAAGAAAAGCAGCCCCUUUUAGAUCCCAGGGGACUCUAGGAGCCUUCAGCUCCUCCUGGGUGUGUCUGGUCCCCCUCUACACUCUUUCGGCAUCAGGGAUGAGCACCAGAUGGACCCACAUCUGCUCUGUUGAAAUGGGACUGGCUACCCUUGUGUCCAGAGCCAAUCCUGUGACUUCCUUUGGGGAACCAGGAAAGGGGUGAAAAUCUUCCUUGGAGUCUCAGAGUCAGACACACUGACAAGAAUGUCUAACCAAACGAAUGUACACCUGCGUGUUCAGUGUGUCUGUGUGAAUGAAGUCACCUGGGGUCUGGGAUGGGCAAAGGGGACCUGGAAGAUUCUAGAGUGGAAGGCCUCUGUCUCCACUAAAACUCCUUCCCCUGGCAUUACUGUACCCAGGUUGUACCCAUUUCAGGAGGCUGCCCAUGGAGGACUGCCACUCCCAAUGAAGGCUCCCACCCCUAGACCCAGUUGAGUCCCUGCCUGCCCUCUCCGCCCACACUGGCUUCCUGCUGCUAUUCUAGUGCCUCAAAUAAACUGUUCCCACCCAUUC